CGGGCAGCCCGGCAUGGCGGAGAGCCCGGGGCGGCCCCCGGAGCCCAGCGAUGUCCCGCGGGAGGGAGGCGAGGAUGAGGCGGCGGCGGGGGCUCAGCCCGGGUUGUGCCCCGAGGGGGCGGCCGAGCCCCCGGACGGGCCCGCGGAGGGACCGCGGCUGAGCGCGGAGGCGGCGGAGACCCCCGGGGAGAGCCCGGCGGCACCGAGCGGGGACGGCCCGGGGGGCGAGGGGCAGCCGGGCGGGGAGCCGGGGGCCGCGGGGGUGAUGGACGAGCCCCAGGGCUCCGCGGCGGCCAGGACAGAGCCCGAGGGACAGGCGGCGGCACCGGCGGGGACGGAGCCUGAAGGGGCAGCCCCGGAGGGGACGGAGCCCGAGGACACGGCUGUGACCCCGGCGGGGACGGAGCACGGAGCGGCAGCGACAGAGCCCGAGGUGGCCGCUGGGGACCCGGCGGGGACAGAGCCCGAGGACGCGGUGGUGGCUCCCGCGGGGACAGAGCCCGAGGACGCGGUGGUGGCCCCGGCGGGGACAGAGCCCGAGGACGCGGUGGCGGCCCCGGCGGGGACGGAGCCCCAGGAGGCUGUGAGGGAGGAAGCCCCGACGGAGGGAGAGCCCGAGACAAUCCCGUCAGAACCAGAGCCUGAGGAGGCUGCGGCGACAGCCCCGUCCGGGAGAGACAACGGAGAGCAAGAGGCAACAGCCCCGGAGGUGACAGAGCCCAGAGAAGCAGAGGCGACAGUCCCGGAGGUGACAGAGCCCGGAGAGGCGCUAACGCAGGCGGUCGCAGGGGGAGCGGAGCCCGAGGAGGCUGUCGCGACAGCCCCGUCCGGGACAGAUCCUGAGCCUGGGGUGCAGGAGGGAGCCCCGGCGGGGACAGAGCCCGAAGAGGCUGCAGUGACAGCCCCGGCGGGGACAGAGCCCGAGAAGGCGAUGGGGGAGGCAGCCCCGACGGGGACAGACCCUGAGGAGGCUGCAGCGACAGCCCCGACGGGGACAGAGCCCGAGGAGCUGGUGGGGACAGAGCCCGAGGCUGAGGGGAGGGAGGCAGCUCCAGCUGGGGCUGUCACCGAGAAUGCCGUGCAGGAGGCAGCCCCGGUUGCUGUGACAGUCCCCGAAGAGGCGUUGGGGACAGYCCCUAAGGAUGAGGUGCAGGAGGCAGCCCCGGCUGUGACAGUCCCCGAGGAGGCGUUAGGGACAAUCUCUAAGGAUGAGCUGCAGGAAGCAGCUCCGGCUGGGACAGUUCCUGAGGAGGGGGCGGCCCCGGCGGGGACAGUCACCAAGGGUGAGGUGCAGGAGACAGCUCAGGAAGGGACAAUCCCUGAGGAGACGCUGGGGACAGUCCCCGGGGAUGCUGCGCAKGAGGCAGCUCCGGCUGGUGCGACUGUCCCCGAGGAGGCGUUGGGGACAAUCCCUAAGGAUGAGGUGCAGGAAGCGGCCCCGGCUGGUGUGACAGUCCCCAAGGAUGAGGUGCAAGCGGCAGCUCCGACAGGGACAGUCCCUGAAGGGGCGUUGGGGACAAUCCCUAAGGAUGAGGUGCAGGAGGCAGCCACGGCUGGUGAGACAGUCCCGGAGGAUGAGGCGCGGGAGGAAGCUCCGGCGGGGACAAUCCCCGAGAAUGCGGUGCAGGRGGGAGCCCCGGUUGCUGUGAGAGUUCCCGAGGAGGCAUCGGGGACAGUCCCUAARGAURAGGUGCGGGAGGCAGUCCCGSUUAGUCCSACAGUCCCGGAGGAUGCGGUGCGGGAGGAAACCCCAGCUGUGACAGUCCCCGAAGAGGCGUUGGGAACCGUCCCUAAGGCUGAGGAGCAGGAGGAAGUCCCGGCAGGGACAGUCCCCGAGGAUGAGGUGCAGGAGGCGUUGGGGACUGUCCCCAAGGACGAGGUGCAGGAGCCAGCCCCGGUUAGUGUGACAAUCCCCGAGGAUGAGGUGCAGGAGCCAGCCCCGGCAGGGACAGUCCCCGAGGAUGCAUUGGGGACAAUCCCCGCGGAGGCGUUGGGGACAGUCCCCGUGGAGGCGCUGGGGACAGUCCCCGCGGAGGCCGCCGAGAGCCGCGGGCCAGCGCAGGUGGCGUUGCUCGCCCAAGCCGAGCCCGGUGCGGGUCCCCGGUCCCCGGGCGGCCCCGGUGGCGAGGACGCGGCGGAGGCGGAGCGGGGACCCGCAGUCCCGGCGGCGACAGGAGCCCCGGGGACAGGCGACAGCGGCUCCCCGGGCCCCGAGAGCGGGCGGGACGCGGCGGAUCGGAGCCUGAACGGGGAGCGGGGCCAGCAGGACGGGACGGGCUCGCCGGGCGCCCUGGAGGAGGAGGAUGAGAAGCAGGAGCACGACAUCUCCCUSUUCGUCAAGGCUGGCAGYGAUGGGGAAAGUAUUGGGAACUGCCCCUUUUCUCAGCGCCUCUUUAUGAUCCUGUGGCUCAAAGGUGUCAUAUUUAAUGUUACAACCGUGGAUUUGAAAAGAAAACCUGCAGACCUGCAGAACCUGGCCCCRGGCACCAACCCCCCGUUCAUGACCUUUGACGGGGAAGUGAAAACCGACGUAACUUCCUUUUGUUUCUUUUACCUUCCCAGGUAUCCCAAACUUGCACCGAAACACCCCGAGUCGAACUCAGCGGGAAAUGACGUCUUUGCAAAAUUCUCUGCGUUUAUAAAGAACCCGAGAAAAGAUGCAAAUGAAAAUUUGGAAAAAUCUUUGCUUAAAGCCCUGAAGAAGCUGGACAACUAUUUAAAUAGCCCCUUGCCUGAUGAAAUCGAUGCUUACAGCACAGAGGAGAUCACCGUUUCCAGCCGGAAAUUCCUGGAUGGAGAUGAGCUCACUUUAGCCGAUUGCAACCUCCUACCAAAGCUCCACAUAAUCAAG
Molecule: messenger RNA, 2851 nt
Organism: Malurus melanocephalus (red-backed fairy wren)
Lineage: Eukaryota; Metazoa; Chordata; Aves; Passeriformes; Maluridae
Product: chloride intracellular channel protein 6-like
Exons: 6
Source: RefSeq, a predicted model, not a curated record